AAAACUUAACUUUUUGUCAAUUCGAUAUUGACUAAUUUUUCCCUGAAAUGAGAACAGCCACGUUAUGAUGUUAAGUAAUGACGCUGUAAUGUAAUACAUCUCUGGAAUCCUAGUUAUUAAAUUUUUUGGUUUCUGAUAAGAUAACACAUGCAUAUUUAUUAAAAAAAUACGUAUGUAUGUAUGUAUGUAUUUGAGUGCACGAGAAGUGCUAUGAAUUAGAACUGAAAAUCAAACCGCGUGUCACACCCAUUCAGAUUCUUAAAUUGUUCUUUGUUUAUUUGAAUUUUAAACAGUUUUCGAUUUUGGUAUUGAAAUAUACUGGGAAAGAAUGACGCUAAGAUUUGCAGCAAACCUUAAUUUUCUUUUCGGUGAAUCAUCAACUUCAAUCGCAGAACGGAUUAGAAAGGCACACAUUUAUGGGUUUAAAGCAGUUGAGAUUCCAUAUCCUGAACAUGAAGUUGACGAUGUGGUGAAGGCUACUAACGAGACCGGAAUAUGUGUUUCCUUAAUAAAUAUUGCUUUGGAUAAAACCCGCGAUGAUCUAAAGUUUGGUUCCGCAAGUAUACCUGGAGAAGAAAUCCUAUUUAAAAAACAAUUGGAUAAAACAAUUGAAUUUGCAACAUUGGUCAAUUGUAAAAAAAUUCACUUGAUGGCCGGAAUUGUAGUUAACGGAUUAAACACUGAACAGUUGAAAGUCUACAUAUCAAAUCUUAAAAUUGCUUCGGAAAUCUUAAAUAAGUCCAAUAUGAUUGGUCUUAUUGAACCUAUCAAUAAAUAUGCUAUAUCAACGUAUUUCCUCAAUUCAUAUGAGAAAGCGUAUUUGGCCAUUAAAGAAAUAAGCAACGACAACAUUAAACUAAUGGUUGAUUUCUAUCAUCUUCAACACAUAAGGGGAAAUGUUACCAAGGCUUUGGAGGAAUAUCAAGCGGAAAUUGGGCAUUUCCAAAUUGCUCAAGUACCAAACCGCAAUGAGCCGGAUACACAAGGAGAACUAAAUUAUCGCUAUAUAUUUGAAAAGAUUUUGGAGUUAGAUUAUGAUGGUUGGAUCGGAUGUGAAUAUACACCAAAAGCCACUACAGUAGAAGGACUCAAUUGGAUUUCAAAAUAUGGCCUUACACUUUAAGCUAUAUGCACAUACAUACUCGUUUAAACAUAAUUUGUUAUUUUUUGUAUUUUUAGUUUUUGUUAUUUUAGAAAAAUUCUAGCAUUUUGGUGAAAUGGGAUACAUAUAAAACAAUUAAAAGCAAAACUUCAAAAACCCACAUUUGUAACAGCUAACUAAA
Scaptodrosophila lebanonensis is the source of this 1283-nucleotide messenger RNA. RefSeq names its product putative hydroxypyruvate isomerase. Gene Ontology annotation, molecular function: hydroxypyruvate isomerase activity. The record is from RefSeq and is a predicted model, not a curated record. The transcript has 5 exons. Lineage: Eukaryota; Metazoa; Arthropoda; Insecta; Diptera; Drosophilidae. Bases 329 to 1123 code for a protein of 264 amino acids. Gene Ontology annotation, biological process: glyoxylate metabolic process.